This is a messenger RNA of Schistosoma guineensis, 3492 nucleotides long. Lineage: Eukaryota; Metazoa; Platyhelminthes; Trematoda; Strigeidida; Schistosomatidae. The record is from the annotation of a GenBank genome assembly.
AAAUUAUAGGAGUACAUCUAGGUCAUCAAGGUCAGUAAUGUUGUCGGUCCUUCACAACCCACUUAUAUCUAAGACUGCAUAAAGUAUUUGUUCUGACUAGUUCUCGUCUAUGUAAUUAUUUACCGUACAAGUUAAAAAAUAUUAUCUUCAUUUCUUGCAAACUAUGUGAUUUUUGAAAUUGCUUCUAUGGCACUUUAGUGGAUUCAGACACCGUUCAUGAACAGUAAAACUGCAAACAGCCUUAUGCACACCAAAUGAUUGGCAUAAACCAAACAAACAGUUUUUAUUCCUGAAAACGUGUAUCUAUAUGAAUUUGUAGGAUAUGAUAUAUUCGCGAGUUGUAGCUUGCAACUAAGUAUAUGAUAAUAUGUUUAGCACCUCAAUUUCAUAAUGUACUUAUUUUGUUUUCAGUUCUAAAUUGACGGCGUUAGCUUGUUUAUGCGUAUAUGUACGCAUAACUAUCUUAAUGAUAGUUAAUCAUUUAUAUACAGGGAUUUCUUAAAUAGUUCGUCUUUUUUUACAUAACUUGUUCAUCUAAUGUUUCCAGAAAUGUGAUAAGAACAUUUUUGUAGUAACACGAAAUUCUAAAUUAACUUUUCGUCUGUUUUCAGACAGUCCUCGUAAUUUUAGUUACACAGAUUCCUAACAAGUCUCGAAAUAUCUCAUUAUGUUUUAGUUAGUGUUGUUUUUUUGUGAUCUUAUAAACACUACUUGAUAUAUGAAAAGUACACCCUAUGCUCGGUUUUCGUCUGAUUGCAUUCCUAAUAUUUUAUGCUUCGGUUUAUUGCGAGAAUUUUAAUGAAGAACUUCUCAUCAAAGAUCUUGGUCAUGGAUAUACAGCAUUCCAUUUCAAUUUUGCCGCUACAACUUCAGAGUCUGUUUUCCAUUCAAAGCACUAUAACAUUCUUCCGAAACCCAUCAUUCAAAUCCUAAAAAAAUAUGAUGUGGACGAAUUCCACCUUUCUAUCUCAAGAGGGAUAUGGGAUGAACGUUGGGGUAGUAACUUUAUUUCAGUUUCUCCUUCUGGAGCUGAACUAUGGGCAUGGUUUGGAAGUCAAACUACCAGGUAAUCCUUAUACUUAGUUCAACGUUUAGUGUUGAUCAAUCAUGGUUUAAAUUAACACAUGCUCUUUCGGGAUUAUUCUGUGCUUCUUUAAACCGACUAUCUACAAAUGAACAUUUUGCCUCUCCGAUCCACUCUUACAAGCCAUCUGGAGUACCGAAAUUCAGUAGAGUUUCUAAAGAGGUCAGAUAUUCUCAGCUACCUGGUGAGGCUUUAUGCAGUGAGAAUUUGACUCCAUGGACCAAGUACUUACCAUGUAAAUCAUUUUCCGGUUUGGGAAGCUUGUUGCGUUCAACUUCACUGUUUAAGUCAAAUUACAACACCAUGACUAUUGGAGUUAGACGAGUGUGUUUGGAUUUAGAAUGUCACGAAAUCGGGCUAGAGCUGAUGGAAACCCUGACGGUUGUCUUUGACAGAAGUUUGUUGUUUGCGAAAAGAACAUCUCCUUGGUCUAUCAGAAGUAUCCUUGGUUCGGAAUUCAAAGGAUUUUGCGAUGCAGCAAAUACUAGUCGCGUGUUCAUCCUUGCUUCAUAUGAAGAUAUGAAUAUCCCUUUAGAUAAUAAACUGAAAGUCGACUGUUUGGAUAAUCGUAUUCUAGCUGCGUAUUCGACAAAAGAUCUAUCUACACAAUUCAUAUCUUUUCCUUUCAAAACUAGUGGGAAAAAGUCCUCUCCAGAGCAUUUACCUCUUGUUUCAGCUACCAAACAUAUCACUGGUUCUGGAAGUGUAAGGGGUGGAGUCAAAGUUUUCCUGACUAGUAGAGCUGAUUUCAACUUAAAGAUAGUUUAUUUUGAUCUAAUUCCGUGGUACACACAAGUUUUUUUCAGUUCCUUAAAAAUCUACGGUUUGGAUCCCAAAACACAAAACAAAACAGAGAUUACCCCAAACUGGUUGGCAGUUAAACCAAGCUUGGCUAGGAAACGUAUGGGCAGUAUUGAAUUAGUAAUCACUUUGCCUGCUCUUAAUCAGCUAAUCAUUACUUAUGAGUUUCGGAAAGUUUUACAACGCUGGAAUGAAUUUCCUCCUGACGCCAAUCAUGGCUUUUUCGUUCCUGCAGCAACUGUUUCGUAUGUUUUAAACAGCGAACAAAUAUAUUAUUUAAACAAAACAAAACAUACAGCAUUCCACAAUCUGAAUCUCCCGAAUUGGGCCAGUAGUUACAAUCAGUUUUUCAAUACAACUCAUUCUGCACCUCAGGAUGAUUUUGUUCGUCUACACACUCCUGUAUCUCUGGUCACAAUGCCAACACCAGAUUUCAGUAUGCCAUUUAAUGUUUUGUGUUUGGUUUGUUCAGUCGUUGCUGUUGUGUUUGGAUCCGUUCACAAGGCUACGACUACUGUUUUCAACGUUACUCUUAAAAAAAAUGCCAGCGACUCAAUAAUAACACAUCUAAUAAACCGCAUCUUAACUAAGAAAAAUACUUCAAAGACAAUGAGUGAACAGAAUAUAUCAACGAGUGCUCCAAGCAAUCACGAUAAAAAUGACUGAUUUCGUUAAAAAUAAUAAUCAUAUGUUUAAGCAUCAGAACCGUGAUACACAUAUUUUGUAUUUGACGUCGUUUUUGUAAUAAAAUCAUGGAAACUAAAAUACCCACCUUUUAUAACCUUCUUUACAAAGAGCAAUCUACACAAAAAUGAAACCGUUAUACUAAAUAUGUAACCCAUCAAUGUAUUUAAGAACAGGAUUGCUUCACCGAACUAAAAUUUUUAUUUUAAUAUUUACAUGUAUAUAGGUCGAUACUAAGAGACAGAUAUUUCAAUUUCAAGGGAUCAAAGUACAAAUAUAUACAUCAGGUACGAUUAUAUUAACGUAAUUUAUUUUAGUGAACUCUUCCCUGGGUUAUGGUCACUAUACCUGGAAGUGUGCAGAAGCCUUGUCUGAUUUUCUGGUGAAGUAUCCUGAGGUAGUCAGAGGGCUUCGAGUUCUCGAAGUUAGGUUUUGUUCAAUAACACUGAUAUAUUAUAGCUCGGUGCUGGCACAGGACUUUGUGGAAUUACUGCAGCUAUUCUCGGGGCUCUUCAUGUUCGAUUCACUGAUAAAGACACGACAUAUUCGGAUAAACUACAUCUUAAUGCUCAGCUGAAUGGAAUCAAAAAUUAUGAUUUUACUCCAUUAGAUUGGAAUUAUCCCCUCGACUGGUCAGGUGGGAUCUUCGAUACCAUUUUAGCAUCUGAUUGUUUGUAUGAUAAGGAAGUAUAUGAACCGUUUUUGAAGACUGCAACUUUACAACUAAGAGUAAACAACAAUGCAUCUUUACUUCUUUCUUUCGAAAAUCGGAGUUCUUUUACAGACCUCUCAAUUUUGUUUAAGAAAUAUGGUCUCAAGGCCGAUGUUCUAACUACACCUAGUAAUUCGUUCAGAAAUAUCCAUUUAUUGCGUGUUACCUCUAGUCAGCAAUAAAAUAUCGUUUCGUUGUGUUUUUUGUGUAU